This is a messenger RNA of Tarenaya hassleriana, 1222 nucleotides long. RefSeq lists its product as uncharacterized. The transcript has 6 exons. The coding region runs from base 80 to 979 and encodes 299 amino acids. NCBI's taxonomy places the organism in Eukaryota, Viridiplantae, Streptophyta, Magnoliopsida, Brassicales, Cleomaceae. The record is from RefSeq and is a predicted model, not a curated record. Gene Ontology annotation, molecular function: S-adenosylmethionine-dependent methyltransferase activity.
GUUUUGUGACUGUGCGUGUUAUCUUCUUCCUCCCGACGAAAUUCCUCCGACAUCGGAGAGAGAGAGAGAGAGAGAGAGAAUGUGGGAAAUGAGUUCGGCUCUUCCUCCGAGGCACUUGUUACCUCUCGCCACUUCCCUCAUUUCUCCUCCGCUAGAUUCGUAUUAUUCCCAUUCAUUCCUCAGAUCGACGUUCCCUAAUCUCCACCGCCGUUGCUCCUCGGCUUCUUCUUCCUCGUCCUCCUCCCAGUCUCAUUCUCACGCCGAGCUUUUCCCAGGACGCCGAAAAUACACACCCUCCUCUCCCUCUGCUCCCGCUCCCAUGUGCUUUCCUGAACACGUUAGAGAUCAAUCUGACUUGGAGGAUCAGGGAAAUAUAGAAGAUCAAGUGUCAUGUGUGCUUGAAUCCGAUGAAGGUACCGGGAUCCGAAUCCCGAGUCAGGCUCAGUCUCUCGUUGAAGGAUCCAGGUCAGUUGCGGUGUCGGAGGUGCAACCCGUCCCUGACGUAGAUUAUAUACAGGAGCUGCUGGCAAUACAGCAACAAGGGCCUAGAUCCAUUGGCUUCUUCGGAACACGGAAUAUGGGUUUCAUGCACCAGGAGCUGAUCGAGAUUCUGAGCUAUGCCAUGGUUAUAACAAAAAAUCAUAUAUAUACCUCGGGUGCAUCCGGGACUAACGCAGCAGUUAUCAGAGGCGCAUUGAGAGCAGAGAAACCAGAACUGCUUACAGUGAUCUUGCCACAGAGUUUGAAAAAGCAGCCUCCUGAAAGCCAGGAACUGUUGUCCAAAGUGAAAAACGUGAUAGAAAAGCCUCACAACGAUCAUUUGCCAUUGAUAGAGGCCAGCAGGCUCUGUAACAUGGACAUCAUAUCACAAGUACAACAAGUGAUUUGCUUUGCUUUCCACGACAGCAAACUGCUCAUGGAGACCUGUCAAGAGGCCAAAUCUGUACGCAAGAUUGUUACUCUCUUCUACUUGGAUUGAUGGAUGGAUCGGUCGUUUAACCUUCAUCAUCUUCUUCCUCGUUUAACCUUGAACGAGGAAAAGACAUGAUCCCUUUGUAAAUUAGUAGUCACUGACUGCAGACCCCAACCUAUUAUUUUGUCCUUUUCUUUUUCCUUGUAACUUUUUGGGUUGCAUCCCACUUUUGUAAUAGAAUGUUGUCUUAGAUGAUGUUUUUGAAGUGUCACGAACCUCUUGAAUUGGUCGUGAAAAUUGUUAACUGUA